UCGACGCUUAUGUUCGAUUGUAGGUUGGAAAACACAACAGUAACUGUUUUUAUUUUUAAAUGACACCAAACAUUUCAUAUUUUCAGAAAAUGGAAAUAUGCUUAGUCCUAUUUGUUAAAAGUAAUAGCAACAAUUAAUUUAAUGCAAAUGCAUUUUCACGCUUGUCAGAACUGUCCGGUGCUACAAAUGGCAUCCUUCUAGACGAUUACCUUGGAAUUCACCAGAAAUGUGACGGCGUGUUUCUACAUGUCAGGUGUCGCGUACAGCUAGGCCGACGGUAGAGAGCGCUUCUUAGGUGGAGAAAUAUUGACAACAUGCGACUUAGUGGGACUCAACUUAUGCGCUUGGAAACUUGGGCAGAACAUAAGUAAAGAGUACGAGGGAGAGUUGUCGGCCAUGCCAUCGCCAGAACAAGUGGCGCUCCUUUGCAGAUUCCGACCGGAGUACAAGAUGUGUUACCAGGGUAAAGUGGCCGGGUGUGGCCUCAAUCUGGUCUUUCUGUCCACACUGGGGACCACUCAGAGCACCGCGGACUUCCUCUGUGGGGAGGGAAACUCAGACUUGUUACGGCACAAUAGUUGCUGGGAAAAACCAGUGGUUCGCAACGCAACAAAUCAGUGCAACAAAGAUUACGCUAGCAGCGCACAAGAUUUGCUGAACAAAAACAAACACGAAAUGACGUACACAGAAACAAGAGACUGGUGCAAUAUCAUCAAUAUAUCUUCGGUCUGCAUGCACGACACUGUCUUAGAGAACUGUGGCCCUGACGCCGCAUCAUUCGUCGUCACAAUGAUGGAAAAGGCCAUGCAAAAGUUUACAGCGUUCCUCAAAUGUUAUGGUGAGGACAAUCCCGUUUCAUCGUUUGACAACACUACCGCUCGCAAUGCGUCAGAAUCGGCGGGAAUCACCAGACGAUCCCUGGACAAACUUCCGGUCAGUGGGGACACACAGCAGGGGUACGGAGGUGGUGCUGGGGGAGUGGGGUCAACCUCAGCAGCCGACAAUAUCCUGAUUAUUCUGCUAACUAUUACAUGUAAUAUUUACAUUCUUGUAUCUAGUGUAUUGAAGUUGUACUAAAUGAAAAAAUACAUUACUGGUCAAAUGUUUAAUACAUACUAGUAUAUUU
Molecule: messenger RNA, 1126 nt
Organism: Magallana angulata
Lineage: Eukaryota; Metazoa; Mollusca; Bivalvia; Ostreida; Ostreidae
Exons: 6
Coding region: 397-1077 (226 amino acids)
Source: RefSeq, a predicted model, not a curated record